AUGAAUACGGGGCAACAGCAAGCUCGCAGUGUGAAGCCGGUCAUCUUCCAUUCACAUCCCGCGCCCGAAGGCGAGAAGCGCGCCCUGGCGACAGAGGCUUUCCAGCCUGUCAUUGAAACCCUAGAGCGAAUGGAGCAGGAAGACCCGAAGCUGGCUACCCAAGCUGCGCGUCUUGUGGGGCUCUAUCGGCGCCUGUGGGAGUCGUGCAUUUCCAAGCACCAUGCCGGCCAAAUUCUUCCAGCGGAUAACAACGAGCUGCGUAUCACUAACACCCAAAUGUUUCGGGAAAUAGAGUACCUCAAACAGCAGCAGAACAACCAGAUCGCGCGCUUGACCCUUUUUGAAGAGGCCCUUGGCAAAGUCCGAGAAGGGAUCGUUGGCGUCCUUAAAGACUGGGAUGGCAGUUCCGAAGAAGCCACAUCGGUUUCGUGGGAAGGGGCACCUCUAGGUGGUGGGCUGCUGGAAGAGGCGUGGCAGGUCCUCACCGCAUGGGUGACUGGGCCGACUGCGCAAAGUAACAGGAAUGGUAUUGAAGCGAUCCUCAAUGAAGCACUCGACUGGGAAAGGAGAGGUGGAGCGACCUGUGAAGUAGAGAAAACAGCCAUUACACAUUUCGCUCCCAAGGCUGGCAAAGUUGACCAGGAGCCUUUCAUCAUCAAGGGACAAACCGUUGAACCCAAAGGCUAUGUCAAGAUUCUUGGUAUCAUAAUGGAUACGAGACUCAAAUACAAGAAACACAUCGCGAGAGCAGCAUCCAAGGGCCUGGAGGAAGCGAUGGAGCUUCGACGACUCUGCGGUCUAUCCCCAGCACCGGCGCGGCAGCUCUUCACAGCCACCAUGGCCCCGGCGGUGGAGUAUGCCUCCAAUUUCUGGAUGCACGCUUUCAAGAAUAAGAUCAUCGGGCCGAUCAACAGAGUGCAGAGGGUAGGAGCGCAAGGGAUUGUCGGGAUAUUCCUCACAGUUGCGACCAGCGUAGCGGAAGCGGAGGCUCACAUCGCCACGGUGCAACGCCGGCUCUGGAGACGAGCUGCGAAGAUGUGGACGGACAUGCACACUUUACCGGUGACCAAUCCUCUCCGCAGGAGUACAGCUCAGAUCAACAAAUUCAGAGGAUACCAACUUUCGCGAUUGUACCAGGUCGCAGACGCGCUGAAAAGCAUCGAGAUGGAAUCCCUGGAGACCAUCAAUCCAUUCACAUUGGCACCAUGGGAGGAACGUGUGCAGGGCGAUGGUCAGGAUUUACCAGAGACACAGACCGAAGCGAGCGGGGUUAUGCGGAUCGCGGUCAGCAGUUCGGCGCGGAAUAAGACAGUAGCAUUUGGCGUGGCGGUUGAGAAGCGGCCACUCGGUACCGAAAACCGAGGCUGA
This is a messenger RNA of Penicillium digitatum Pd1, 1368 nucleotides long. RefSeq lists its product as uncharacterized. The record is from RefSeq and is a predicted model, not a curated record. Lineage: Eukaryota; Fungi; Ascomycota; Eurotiomycetes; Eurotiales; Aspergillaceae.